This is a messenger RNA of Emiliania huxleyi CCMP1516, 204 nucleotides long. RefSeq lists its product as hypothetical. Bases 1 to 204 code for a protein of 67 amino acids. The record is from RefSeq and is a predicted model, not a curated record. Lineage: Eukaryota; Haptophyta; Isochrysidales; Noelaerhabdaceae. Gene Ontology annotation, biological process: protein ubiquitination. Gene Ontology annotation, molecular function: ubiquitin-protein transferase activity. The transcript has 2 exons.
AUGAGCGACCCGGUGAUGGCGGCGGAUGGGCAUGCUUACGAGCGGACGGCGAUCGAGCGCUGGCUCGCGACCAAGUCAACGAGCCCAAUGACGGGCGCGGAGCUCGAGAACACUAGCCUCUUCCCGCACCACAUGCUGCGCAGGCAGAUCCGAGAGUGGCGAGAGGACGGUAGUCGACUCGCCGGCCGGACCCGCCUCGCGUAG